Molecule: messenger RNA, 876 nt
Organism: Orbilia oligospora ATCC 24927
Lineage: Eukaryota; Fungi; Ascomycota; Orbiliomycetes; Orbiliales; Orbiliaceae
Exons: 1
Coding region: 1-876 (291 amino acids)
Biological process (GO): response to heat; protein folding; response to salt stress
Source: RefSeq, a predicted model, not a curated record
AUGCCUUUCGUCCGCUUCCAACCAGUCUCUUUCCAGGCCCCAGCCGCCGACCCCUUCGUUGACUUCUUGGCCGCCGCAUUAGCUGCAGAGAAUACUCCAUCUCGUUGUCAUCCCAAGCCUAACAAGUCCGCAGCUUGUGCUCCGGCCCAAUGUCAAACCCGCUCUUGUGCCCCUCGCCAAACCCGUGUCGUGAAGCGCUUUAUUACCCCCAAAUUUGAUGUUUCUGAAACUGCAGACGCCUAUGUUCUUGAAGGUGAACUCCCAGGAGUCUCCAACAAGGCUUCCAUCUCUGUUGACUUUGACGAUGCCCAAACCAUUGUUGUCAAAGGUGAAAUCAAUCGUGUGAAGCGACCAUUCACCAAGACUGAAGAGCAUCAAGAGUUGACUGAAGAAGCUCUUCAGGCUUCAGCCGCUGCUCAAGAAACCGCUACCGCCAAUGUUACCACCGCUGAUGGUGAGACUGUCGUCUAUGAUGAUGCUGCCUCUGUAUCUAGCGGAAACUCGAAGCCAAAGGCCGCAACCGUCGAAGAUGAAGUUGACGAAUCUGAAACCGCCUCCAAUGCCUCAUUUGAAGUCGUCGAUGGACCUCUCCUGACCAAAGCUGAUAAGGGUAAGGCUCCAACCAAAGACGCUGAUGUCGAAAUGACUGAAGCCGCCGAAAAACCAGCCGAACCAGCCACGGAAAAGAAGGAAAAGAAGCAGGAGAAGACCGCCAAGUACUGGAUCUCGGAACGCCCAAUCGGUGUCUUCGAGAGGAAGUUCAAGUUUGAGGGACUUAUCGACCAGGAUAACGUUCGCGCCUUCCUCGAGAAUGGUCUUUUGACUAUUGUCAUCCCCAAGAGGGAGGCCUUUAUCAGGAGUGUCUUUAUUAACUAA